Messenger RNA from Puccinia triticina, 831 nucleotides. RefSeq lists its product as uncharacterized. The record is from RefSeq and is a predicted model, not a curated record. The coding region runs from base 1 to 831 and encodes 276 amino acids. The transcript is spliced from 4 exons. NCBI's taxonomy places the organism in Eukaryota, Fungi, Basidiomycota, Pucciniomycetes, Pucciniales, Pucciniaceae.
AUGAGAGCCAGGACUGGAUUUACAUACCUUCUCGUCCUCUUCGGAGUUACUGGCGGCUGCUUAUCUGAUCUUGGUGAUGCCAGUGGGAAUGUAAUCCGGCACAUAUUGAACCGCGAUAACCGCAAUAGCUUCAUCCUGAAAGACUACGGCCUUGACAUUCGUGGAACCCGUGUUGAGAUAAAAACCCAGACAGUAAACGACGUAGAAGAGCACAUACUUGAGGCUGACAAUAACACAUUUAACGAAGCAGAAAUCAUGUUAAAAUUGGACAACCAUCCCCAGUUCAAAGAACCCAUCAUCUUGCCGAUUGGUGCCCCCCCAACCGAAAUCGGAAGGUUUCGGGUGAUUCCUGAAAAAGUCCCAAAAUCAAGCGGUUUGCCCCUACAAGCUAUCAUAUAUACAUUAUUCCCGUUGAAAGGAUCAGAAGAAUUGCUAUACGCAAGCUUUCCUGGUUUAGCUUAUGAAGAUGAUCGGGCGUUGUUCCUUUUGCCACAGUCGUACUUGUCCAAAUCCAAUCUAGCGCGAUCCACAAAUCUUGGACGGAGAUGGAUGUGUGAGCGUUGCUCAUGUGUCGCUUUGAGAGGAGCAGAAGAAGGAUCUACCAUCUUUCCAUCAAUCGAAGGGGUCUGCUGGCCUAGAGGAUUCUUCCCUUCGCAACACGCCACUGAGAAGUCUGAAGAAACGAACUUCCCGCAGGCUUCUUGUGAUAAUCGCUCUGAUAGCUUCGACGGUGGCCCUACUACGUUUCCCUCCCCGAACACUUCUUUAUACUUGGACGGCUCAAAAUGUUCAAUCGUCCCAGGAUCCUCACUUGGUAUCAAUCAGGGUUAA